This is a messenger RNA of Aspergillus vadensis CBS 113365, 516 nucleotides long. RefSeq lists its product as uncharacterized. The transcript has 2 exons. The record is from RefSeq and is a predicted model, not a curated record. NCBI's taxonomy places the organism in Eukaryota, Fungi, Ascomycota, Eurotiomycetes, Eurotiales, Aspergillaceae. Bases 1 to 516 code for a protein of 171 amino acids.
AUGCCAUACGAAUACGCGAUGAGCCUGUUUGGCGAUGAUCCGCUCGCUAGGGCGAGCGUCCUGGAUGCGUUUUCCCCGGAUCACCCGAGCCGGCUACGCAUCAUUCAUGGGGAUUAUACUACACGGAACAAGAGCCAGGAAAACAUCAGUUUGGCAAUUGUUGACUGGGAACUCUGCCGAUAUGGCUGCGUCACAGAGGACGUAGGCUUUAUUAUCACUUCUCUCUACAUCCAGUGGCGGUUUGAGGACACGCCGUGCGCUGAAUUAAUUCUGCGUGAGUUUAUUCGAGGAUAUGGUCCGUUGGACGAGCCGUUAGUCUUUCGAAUGGUCGGUUUGAUGGGAAUCCAUCUUCUCAUGUGGGAGAAACUGGGUCUGAUGAGCGGGGGAAAUGUGGACGACGCACGGGUGCAGGAGCUCCAGGCGCAUGCAAAGAACUUCUUCAUCAACGGGGCCCAGAAGAAUAGAGAAUGGUUGCUGGAUGAUGGUGUUUUAGGCGAUUUCCUCAGGGCUGAAUAA